AUGAAGACAUGGAGUAGAGGUACAAGAAGAAUGCUUGUUGAGAGAUUUGUGUUUUUCCUUCUUUCAGUCUGUCCUGUUCCCAUGUUGGACGAUGCUGGUAUAGACGAAUUACCCGAUCUGGUAGAGGUCUUUGUUGACGAACAUCAGUCUCCUACUUCGUCUCCUCUAAAUGGUACCCUGGGAACGGUAACUGGCGAGCCCGGCCAGGAGGUGAAAAUCAGGAUUGUCUUUAAAGACAAGGAUGAUAAAUCUCCCAUAGGAAAGAUCACGGUGACCACCAAAAAUACACAAACCGUUACCUUCAUUGUUACAACUCCAGAGGAUACUGAGUUGAGAAAGGAAGAGAUCGUAACCAAUCCAAGUGAGGAGAGUACUGUUGAGACAGACUUCACGGGCUUGAAAGGCAAAGAAUUAGAGAUUGUCUUCAAACCACAACCAGAUGGAACAGAUAGCAUUUCUGUCAAUAACUUGGGAAUCGAAGCAUGUAUUGAAAAGGCCACAAGUGUCACACCAACACCAUCUGUCACACCAAGUGUCACACAAUCGGUUACUCCUAGUGUCACACCAAGUGUCACACCAUCAGUUACACCAAGUGUAACACCAUCGGUUACUACAAGUGUCACACCAAGCGUUACACCAACACGAUCGGUUACGCCAAGCGUCACAUCAUCUGUUACACCAAGUGGCACACCAUCGGUUACUCCAAGUGUCACACCAAGCGUCACACCAUCAGUUACUGUAAGUUUCACACCAAGCGUCACACCAUCAGGUACUCCAAGUACCUCACCGUCAGUUACACCAAGUGUCACACCACCACCAUCUGUUACACCUAGCGUUACCCCAUCUGGUACUCCAAGUAUCACACCAAACGUUACACCAACACCAUCUGUCACACCAAGUGUAACACCAUCGGUUACUCCAAGUGUCACACCAAGCGUUACACCAACACCAUCGGUUACACCAAGUGUCACACCAUCGGUUACUACUAGUGUCACACCAAGCGUCACACCAUCAGUUACACCAAGUGUCACACCAUCGGUUACUCCAAGUGUCACAUCAUCUGUUACUCCAAGUGUUACUCCCAGCGUGAAUCCAUCUGUUACACCAAGCGUCACACCAACACCAUCUGUAACACCAAGCACACCAAGCGUUACACCAACACCAUCUGUCACACCAAGUGUCACACCAUCGGUUACUCCAAGUGUCACACCAAGCGUUACACCAACACCAUCGGUUACACCAAGUGUCACACCAUCGGUUACUCCUAGUGUCACACCAUCGGUUACUCCUAGUGUCACACCAAGCGUUACACCAACACCAUCGGUUACACCAAGUGUCACACCAUCGGUUACUCCUAGUGUCACACCAUCGGUUACUCCUAAUGUCACACCAAGCGUCACACCAUCAGUUACACCAAGUGUCACACCAAGUGUCACACCAUCAGUUACUCCAAGUGUCACACCAUCAGUUACUCCAAGUGUCACACCAUCAGUUACACCAAGUGUUACACCCAGCGUGACCCCAUCUGUUACACCAAGUGUUACACCCAGUGUUACACCUACACCAUCAGUCACUCCUAGCGUGACUCCAUCUGCAACACCAAGUGCCACACCAACUCCAUCGGUUACUCCAAGUGUCACACCAAGCGUUACACCAACACCAUCGGUUACACCAAGUGUCACACCAUCGGUUACUCCAAGUGUCACACCAAGUGUCACACCUUCUGUUACACCAAGUGUUACACCCAGUGUGACUCCAUCUGUUACGCCAAGUGUUACACCAAGCGUGACUCCAUCAGGCACACCAAGCGUUACACCAACACCAUCGGUUACACCAAGUGUCACACCAUCGGUUACUCCAAGUGUCACACCAAGCAUCACACCAUCAGUUACACCAAGUGUCACACCAUCGGUUACUCCAAGUGUCACACCAUCAGUUACACCAAGUGUUACACCCAGCGUGACUCCAUCUGUUACACCAAGUGUUACACCCAGCGUUACACCUACACCAUCAGUAACUCCUAGCGUGACUCCAUAUGUAACACCAAGUGCCACACCAACUCCAUCUGUUACACCAAGUGUUACACCAAGCGUGACUCCAUCAGCCACACCAAGCGUUACACCAACACCAUCUGUCACACCAAGUGUCACACCAUCGGUUACUCCAAGUGUCACACCAAGCGUUACACCAACACCAUCGGUUACACCAAGUGUCACACCAUCGGUUACUCCAAGUGUCACACCAAGCGUCACACCAUCAGUUACACCAAGUGUCACACCAUCGGUUACUCCAAGUGUCACACCAUCAGUUACACCAAGUGUCACACCUUCUGUUACACCAAGUGUUACACCCAGCGUGACUCCAUCUGCAACACCAAGUGUUACACCCAGCGUUACACCUACACCAUCAGUCACUCCUAGCGUGACUCCAUCUGCAACACCAAGUGCCACACCAACUCCAUCUGUUACACCAAGCGUGACUCCAUCAGCCACACCAAGCGUUACACCAACUCCAUCUGUCACACCAAGUGUCACACCAUCGGUUACUCCAAGUGUCACACCAAGCGUUACACCAACACCAUCGGUUACACCAAGUGUCACACCAUCGGUUACUCCUAGUGUCACACCAAGCGUCACACCAUCAGUUACACCAAGUGUCACACCAUCGGUUACUCCAAGUGUCACACCAAGUGUCACACCAUCAGUUACUCCAAGUGUCACACCAUCAGUUACUCCAAGUGUCACACCAUCAGUUACACCAAGUGUCACACCUUCUGUUACACCAAGUGUUACACCCAGCGUGACUCCAUCUGUUACACCAAGUGUUACACCCAGCGUUACACCUACACCAUCAGUCACUCCUAGCGUGACUCCAUCUGCAACACCAAGUGCCACACCAACUCCAUCUGUUACACCAAGUGUCACACCAAGCGUUACACCAACACCAUCUGUCACACCAAGUGUCACACCAUCGGUUACUCCAAGUGUCACACCAAGCGUUACACCAACACCAUCGGUUACACCAAGUGUCACACCAUCGGUUACUCCAAGUGUCACACCAAGCGUCACACCAUCAGUUACACCAAGUGUCACACCAUCGGUUACUCCAAGUGUCACACCAUCAGUCACACCUUCUGUUACACCAAGUGUUACACCCAGCGUGACUCCAUCUGUUACACCAAGUGUUACACCCAGCGUUACACCUACACCAUCAGUCACUCCUAGCGUGACUCCAUCUGCAACACCAAGUGCCACACCAACUCUAUCUGUUACACCAAGUGUGACUCCAUCAGCCACACCAAGCGUUACACCAACUCCAUCUGUCACACCAAGUGUCACACCAUCGGUUACUCCAAGUGUCACACCAAGCGUUACACCAACACCAUCGGUUACACCAAGUGUCACACCAUCGGUUACUCCUAGUGUCACACCAAGCGUCACACCAUCAGUUACACCAAGUGUCACACCAUCGGUUACUCCAAGUGUCACACCAAGUGUCACACCAUCAGUUACUCCAAGUGUCACACCAUCAGUUACUCCAAGUGUCACACCAUCAGUUACACCAAGUGUUACACCCAGCGUGACCCCAUCUGUUACACCAAGUGUUACACCCAGUGUUACACCUACACCAUCAGUCACUCCUAGCGUGACUCCAUCUUCAACACCAAGUGCCACACCAACUCCAUCGGUUACUCCAAGUGUCACACCAAGCGUUACACCAACACCAUCGGUUACACCAAGUGUCACACCAUCGGUUACUCCAAGUGUCACACCUUCUGUUACACCAAGUGUUACACCCAGUGUGACUCCAUCUGUUACGCCAAGUGUUACACCAAGCGUGACUCCAUCAGGCACACCAAGCGUUACACCAACACCAUCUGUCACACCAAGUGUCACACCAUCGGUUACUCCAAGUGUCACACCAAGCGUUACACCAACACCAUCGGUUACACCAAGUGUCACACCAUCGGUUACUCCAAGUGUCACACCAAGUGUCACACCAUCAGUUACUCCAAGUGUCACACCAUCGGUUACACCAAGUGUCACACCUUCUGUUACACCAAGUGUUACACCCAGCGUGACUCCAUCUGCAACACCAAGUGUUACACCCAGCGUUACACCUACACCAUCAGUAACUCCUAGCGUGACUCCAUCUGCAACACCAAGUGCCACACCAACUCCAUCUGUUACACCAAGCGUGACUCCAUCAGCCACACCAAGCGUUACACCAACACCAUCUGUCACACCAAGUGUCACACCAUCGGUUACUCCAAGUGUCACACCAAGCGUUACACCAACACCAUCGGUUACACCAAGUGUCACACCAUCGGUUACUCCAAGUGUCACACCAAGCGUCACACCAUCAGUUACACCAAGUGUCACACCAUCGGUUACUCCAAGUGUCACACCAUCAGUUACACCAAGUGUCACACCUUCUAUUACACCAAGUGUUACACCCAGCGUGACUCCAUCUGUUACACCAAGUGUUACACCCAGCGUUACACCUACACCAUCAGUCACUCCUAGCGUGACUCCAUCUGUAACACCAAGUGCCACACCAACUCCAUCUGUUACACCAAGUGUUACACCAAGCGUGACUCCAUCAGCCACACCAAGCGUUACACCAACACCAUCUGUCACACCAAGUGUCACACCAUCGGUUACUCCAAGUGUCACACCAAGCGUUACACCAACACCAUCGGUUACACCAAGUGUCACACCAUCGGUUACUCCUAGUGUCACACCAAGCGUCACACCAUCAGUUACACCAAGUGUCACACCAUCGGUUACUCCAAGUGUCACACCAAGUGUCACACCAUCAGUUACUCCAAGUGUCACACCAUCAGUUACUCCAAGUGUCACACCAUCAGUUACACCAAGUGUCACACCUUCUGUUACACCAAGUGUUACACCCAGCGUGACUCCAUCUGUUACACCAAGUGUUACACCCAGCGUUACACCUACACCAUCAGUCACUCCUAGCGUGACUCCAUCUGCAACACCAAGUGCCACACCAACUCCAUCUGUUACACCAAGUGUCACACCAAGCGUUACACCAACACCAUCUGUCACACCAAGUGUCACACCAUCGGUUACUCCAAGUGUCACACCAAGCGUUACACCAACACCAUCGGUUACACCAAGUGUCACACCAUCGGUUACUCCUAGUGUCACACCAAGCGUCACACCAUCAGUUACACCAAGUGUCACACCAUCGGUUACUCCAAGUGUCACACCAAGUGUCACACCAUCAGUUACUCCAAGUGUCACACCAUCAGUUACUCCAAGUGUCACACCUUCUGUUACACCAAGUGUUACACCCAGCGUGACUCCAUCUGUUACACCAAGUGUUACACCCAGCAUUACACCUACACCAUCAGUCACUCCUAGCGUGACUCCAUCUGCAACACCAAGUGCCACAUCAACUCCAUCUGUUACACCAAGUGUCACACCAAGCGUUACACCAACACCAUCUGUCACACCAAGUGUCACACCAUCGGUUACUCCAAGUGUCACACCAAGCGUUACACCAACACCAUCGGUUACACCAAGUGUCACACCAUCGGUUACUCCAAGUGUCACACCAAGCGUCACACCAUCAGUUACACCAAGUGUCACACCAUCGGUUACUCCAAGUGUCACACCAUCAGUUACACCAAGUGUCACACCUUCUAUUACACCAAGUGUUACACCCAGCGUGACUCCAUCUGUUACACCAAGUGUUACACCCAGCGUUACACCUACACCAUCAGUCACUCCUAGCGUGACUCCAUCUGUAACACCAAGUGCCACACCAACUCCAUCUGUUACACCAAGUGUUACACCAAGCGUGACUCCAUCAGCCACACCAAGCGUUACACCAACACCAUCUGUCACACCAAGUGUCACACCAUCGGUUACUCCAAGUGUCACACCAAGCGUUACACCAACACCAUCGGUUACACCAAGUGUCACACCAAGCGUCACACCAUCAGUUACACCAAGUGUCACACCAUCGGUUACUCCAAGUGUCACACCAUCAGUUACACCAAGUGUCACACCUUCUGUUACACCAAGUGUUACACCCAGCGUGACUCCAUCUGCAACACCAAGUGUUACACCCAGCGUUACACCUACACCAUCAGUAACUCCUAGCGUGACUCCAUCUGCAACACCAAGUGCCACACCAACUCCAUCUGUGACACCAAGCGUGACUCCAUCAGCCACACCAAGCGUUACACCAACACCAUCUGUCACACCAAGUGUCACACCAUCGGUUACUCCUAGUGUCACACCAAGCGUCACACCAUCAGUUACACCAAGCGUCACACCAUCGGUUACUCCAAGUGUCACACCAAGUGUCACACCAUCAGUUACUCCAAGUGUCACACCAUCAGUUACACCAAGUGUCACACCUUCUGUUACACCAAGUGUUACACCCAGCGUGACUCCAUCUGUUACACCAAGUGUUACACCCAGCGUUACACCUACACCAUCAGUAACUCCUAGCGUGACUCCAUCUGCAACACCAAGUGCCACACCAACUCCAUCUGUUACACCAAGUGUCACACCAAGCGUUACACCAACACCAUCUGUCACACCAAGUGUCACACCAUCGGUUACUCCAAGUGUCACACCAAGCGUUACACCAACACCAUCGGUUACACCAAGUGUCACACCAUCGGUUACUCCUAGUGUCACACCAAGCGUCACACCAUCAGUUACACCAAGUGUCACACCAUCGGUUACUCCAAGUGUCACACCAAGUGUCACACCAUCAGUUACUCCAAGUGUCACACCAUCAGUUACACCAAGUGUCACACCUUCUGUUACACCAAGUGUUACACCCAGCGUGACUCCAUCUGUUACACCAAGUGUUACACCCAGCGUUACACCUACACCAUCAGUCACUCCUAGCGUGACUCCAUCUGCAACACCAAGUGCCACACCAACUCCAUCUGUUACACCAAGUGUCACACCAAGCGUUACACCAACACCAUCUGUCACACCAAGUGUCACACCAUCGGUUACUCCAAGUGUCACACCAAGCGUUACACCAACACCAUCGGUUACACCAAGUGUCACACCAUCGGUUACUCCAAGUGUCACACCAUCAAUUACACCAAGUGUCACACCUUCUAUUACACCAAGUGUUACACCCAGCUUGACUCCAUCUGUUACACCAAGUGUUACACCCAGCGUUACACCUACACCAUCAGUCACUCCUAGCGUGACUCCAUCUGUAACACCAAGUGCCACACCAACUCCAUCUGUUACACCAAGUGUUACACCAAGCGUGACUCCAUCAGCCACACCAAGCAUUACACCAACACCAUCUGUCACACCAAGUGUCACACCAUCGGUUACACCAAGUGUCACACCAUCGGUUACUCCAAGUGUCACACCAAGCGUCACACCAUCAGUUACACCAAGUGUCACACCAUCGGUUACUCCAAGUGUCACACCAUCAGUUACACCAAGUGUCACACCUUCUGUUACACCAAGUGUUACACCCAGCGUGACUCCAUCUUUUACACCAAGUGUUACACCCAGCGUUACACCUACACCAUCAAUCACUCCUAGCGUGACUCCAUCUGCAACACCAAGUGCCACACCAACUCCAUCUGUUACACCAAGUGUUACACCAAGUGUGACUCCAUCAGGCACACCAAGUAUUACUCCAACACCAUCUGUUACACCAAGUAUCACACCAUCGGUUACACCAAGUGUCACACCAUCAGUUACACCAAGUGUCACACCAUCUGUUACCCCAAGUGUUACACCCAGCGUGACUCCAUCUGUCACACCCAGUGUUACACCAACACCAUCUGUAACACCAAGUGUCACACCAUCGGUUACUCCAAGUGUCACACCAUCGGUUACUCCAAGUAUCACACCAAGCGUUACACCAACGCCAUCCGUAACACCAAGUGUCACACCAUCUGUUACUCCAAGCGUUACACCAACACCAUCUGUAACACCAAGUGUCACACCAUCAGUAACUCCAAGUGUUACAACAAGUGCCACACCAUCAGUUACACCAUCAGUUACUCCAAGUGUCACACCAAGCGUCACACCAUCAGUUACACCAAGUGUCACACCAUCGGUUACUCCAAGUGUUACACCCAGCGUGACUCCAUCAGUCACACCCAGCGUUACACCAACACCAUCUGUUACCCCAAGUGUUACUCCCAGCGUGACUCCAUCUGUUACACCAAGCGUCACUCCAAGCGUUACACCAACACCAUCAGUGACACCAAGUGUCACGCCAUCGGUUACUCCAAGUGUUACACCCAGUGUGACUCCAUCUGUAACACCAAGCGUUACACCAACACCAUCUGUAACACCAAGUGUCACACCAUCGGUUACACCAAGUGCCACACCAACUCCAUCUGUUACACCAAGUAUCACACCAUCGGUUACACCAAGUGUCACACCAUCAGUUACACCAAGUGUCACACCAUCUGUUACCCCAAGUGUUACACCCAGCGUGACUCCAUCUGUCACACCCAGUGUUACACCAACACCAUCUGUAACACCAAGUGUCACACCAUCGGUUACUCCAAGUGUCACACCAUCGGUUACUCCAAGUAUCACACCAUCAGUUACUCCAAGUAUCACACCAAGCGUUACACCAACGCCAUCCGUAACACCAAGUGUCACACCAUCUGUUACUCCAAGCGUUACACCAACACCAUCUGUAACACCAAGUGUCACACCAUCAGUUACUCCAAGUGUUACAACAAGUGCCACACCAUCAGUUACACCAUCAGUUACUCCAAGUGUCACACCAAGCGUCACACCAUCAGUUACACCAAGUGUCACACCAUCGGUUACUCCAAGUGUUACACCCAGCGUGACUCCAUCAGUCACACCCAGCGUUACACCAACACCAUCUGUUACACCAAGUGUUACUCCCAGCGUGACUCCAUCUGUUACACCAAGCGUCACUCCAAGCGUUACACCAACACCAUCAGUGACACCAAGUGUCACGCCAUCGGUUACUCCAAGUGUUACACCCAGUGUGACUCCAUCUGUAACACCAAGCGUUACACCAACACCAUCUGUAACACCAAGUGUCACACCAUCGGUUACACCAAGUGCCACACCAACUCCAUCUGUUACACCAAGUAUCACACCAUCAGUUACACCAAGUGUCACGCCAUCUGUCACACCAAGCGUUACACCAACACCAUCUGCAACUCCUAGCGUGACUGCAUCAAGUACUCCAAGUGUAACACCAAGCGUUACACCCACACCAUCUGUAACACCAAGUGUCACACCAUCGGUUACUCCAAGUGUCACACCAUCUGUUACUCCAAGUGUCACACCAUCAGUUACUCCAAGUGUCACACCAUCGGUUACUCCAAGUGUUACACCUAGCGUUACACCAAGCGUUACACCAACACCAUCAGUGACACCAAGUGUCACGCCAUCGGUUACUCCAAGUGUUACUCCUAGCGUGACUCCAUCUAUCACACCAAGCAUUACACCAACACCAUCUGUAACCCCAAGUGUUACACCCUCUGUUACCCCAAGUGUUACACCCAGCUUGACUCCAUCUGUUACACCAAGUGUUACUCCUAGCGUGACACCAACUGGCACACCGAGCGUUACACCAACACCAUCUGUAACACCAAGUAUCACACCAUCGGUUACACCGAGUGUCACACCAUCUGUUACUCCAAGUGUUACACCAUCUGUUACCCCAAGUGUUACUCCCAGCGUGACUCCAUCUGUUACACCAAGCGUUACACCAACGCCAUCUGUAACACCAAGUGUAACACCAUCGGUUACUCCAAGCGUCACACCAUCAGUUACACCAAGUGUCACACCGUCUGUUACCCCAAGCGUUACUCCCAGCGUGACUCCAUCUGUUACACCAAGCGUCACACCAACGCCAUCUGUAACACCAAGUGUCACACCAUCAGUUACACCAAGUGUCACACCAUCGGUUACACCAAGCGUCACACCAUCAGUUACACCAAGUGUCACACCGUCUGUUACUCCAAGCGUUACUCCCAGCGUGACUCCAUCUGUUACACCAAGCGUCACACCAACGCAAUCUGUAACACCAAGUGUCACACCAUCAGUUACACCAAGUGUCACACCAUCAGUUACUCCAAGUGUUACACCAUCUGUUACCCCAAGUGUUACUCCAAGCUUGACUCCAUCUGUCACACCCAGUGUUACACCAACACCAUCUGUAACACCAAGUGUUACUCCCAGCAUGACUCCAUCUGUUACACCAAGCGUUACACCAACGCCAUCUGUAACACCAAGUGUAACACCAUCGGUUACUCCAAGCGUCACACCAUCAGUUACACCAAGUGUCACACCGUCUGUUACCCCAAGCGUUACUCCCAGCGUGACUCCAUCUGUUACACCAAGCGUCACACCAACGCCAUCUGUAACACCAAGUGUCACACCAUCAGUUACACCAAGUGUCACACCAUCGGUUACACCAAGCGUCACACCAUCAGUUACACCAAGUGUCACACCAUCAGUUACUCCAAGUGUUACGCCCAGUGUUACACCUACACCAUCAGUUACUCCUAGCGUAACUCCAUCUGUAACACCAAGUGUCACACCAACACCAUCUGUUACACCAAGUGUGACGCCAUCAGGUACUCCAAGUAUAACUCCAACACCAUCAGCUACUCCAGGUGUCACACCAUCAGUUACUCCAAGUGUCACACCCAGUGUGACUCCCUCUGUUACACCAAGCGUUACACCAACACCAUCAGGUACUCCGAGUGUCACACCGAGCGGAACGCCAACGCCAUCUGCUACACCAAGUGUAACACCAUCGGGUACCCCAAGUGGCACUACAACCUUAUCUACUACUCCAAGAUCAACAACAGGAAAUCCUUGUCUUGAAGUGAAUGGAAUGCUUGAUUCUGCCAUUAUUCCUAGCAACUAUAUAACAUUAAGCGAACCAUCCCUUCAGUCGGAGGUGGACAAGCUUAGAAAUGAGUCGCUCGUUGUACCAGUUGGAAUUUCAACAUUUACAAUAACAAUUGAUUUGCCUGGUGACACUGAGUUGGGCUCCAUUGAUUUGGGAUCACCCUCAAAUAUCAAAAAAUUUGAAGUGUAUCUGAAGAAAUCUACUGAGAUCUCGGCCACUCUCUACACGGAAGUAACAGACUCGAACUCAUUGGUUUUCCCUUCGGGGACAAUAGCAGAUCAAGUGACCAUCACUCUCCUGGAAAAGAUUGAUAUUAACCAAGGCUAUGUAGUGGAGCUUGAUCUACGCGCAUGUUUCGAAACUGGAACAACUAGUGUUAAACCUCAAACCCCACCAUCUACAACUGAAGCAACUGAAUCGACACCAAUAACCACUCCAAGUGGAUCAACACCAAGUGGAACCACAUCUAUCACAGUCCCGUCUACACCGGCAACAAAGGUCUCCACCCCAUCCAUAACAACACCUUCUUCAGUAUCACCAACACCAAGCAUAACAAUCCCUACUCAAUCAACACCAUCAGUUACCCCAAGUGUAACACCUUCAGCUACUUCAAGUGUCACACCCUCAGGUACACCAAGCGUAACACCAACCCCAUCUGUGACACCAAGCGUCACACCAUCAGUUACACCAUCUGUAACACCAAGUGUCACACCAUCCGUUACACCAAGUGUCACACCAUCUGUUACUCCAAGUGUCACACCAUCAGUUACCCCAAGUGUUACACCCAGCGUGACUCCAUCUGUCACACCCAGCGUUACACCGACACCAUCUGUUACACCAAGUGUUACUCCCAGCGUGACUCCAUCUGUUACACCAAGCAUCACACCAACACCAUCUGUAACACCAAGUGUCACACCAUCAGUUACACCAAGCGUCACACCAAGUGUCACACCAUCUGUUACUCCAAGUGUCACACCAUCGGUUACCCCAAGUGUUACACCCAGCGUGACUCCAUCUGUCACACCCAGCGUUACACCAACACCAUCUGUUACACCAAGUGUUACUCCCAGCGUGACUCCAUCUGUUACACCAAGCGUCACACCAACACCAUCUGUAACACCAAGUGUCACACCAUCGGUUACUCCAAGUGUCACACCAAGCGUCACACCAUCAGUUACACCAAGUGUUACACCAUCGGUUACUCCAAGUGUCACACCAUCGGUUACCCCAAGUGUUACACCCAGCGUGACUCCAUCUGUCACACCCAGCGUUACACCGACACCAUCUGUUACACCAAGUGUUACUCCCAGCGUGACUCCAUCUGUUACACCAAGCGUCACACCAACACCAUCUGUAACACCAAGUGUCACACCAUCGAUUACUCCAAGUGUAACACCAAGCGUCACACCAUCAGUUACACCAAGUGUCACACCAUCGGUUACUCCAAGUGUCACACCAUCUGUUACUCCAAGUGUUACUUCCAGCGUGACUUCAUCUGCUACACCAAGCGUCACACCAACACCAUCUGUAACACCAAGUGUCACACCCUCAGUUACACCAAGUGUCACACCAUCGGUUACUCCAAGUGUCACACCAUCAGUUACACCAAGUGUCACACCAUCUGUUACACCAAGUGCGACUCCAUCAGGCACACCAAGCGUAACUCCAACACCAUCUGUUACACCAAGCGUUACACCAACGCCAUCUGUGACACCAAGCGUCACACCAUCCGUUACACCAAGUGUCACACCAUCCGUUACACCAAGUGUCACUCCAUCUGUUACACCAAGCGUCACACCAUCUGUUACUCCAAGUGUCACACCAUCGGUUACCCCAAGUGUUACACCCAGCGUGACUCCAUCUGUCACACCCAGCGUUACACCAACACCAUCUGUUACACCAAGUGUUACUCCCAGCGUGACUCCAUCUGUUACACCAAGCGUCACACCAACACCAUCUGUAACACCAAGUGUCACGCCAUCUGUUACACCAAGCCUUACACCUAGCGUCACACCAUCUGUUACUCCAAGCGUCACACCAUCGGUUACCCCAAGUGUUACACCCAGCGUGACUCCAUCUGUCACACCCAGCGUUACACCAACACCAUCUGUUACACCAAGUGUUACUCCCAGCGUGACUCCAUCUGUUACACCAAGCGUCACACCAACGCCAUCUGUAACACCAAGUGUCACACCCUCAGUUACACCAAGUGUCACACCAUCGGUUACUCCAAGUGUCACACCAAGCGUCACACCAUCAGUUACACCAAGUGUCACACCCUCGGUUACUCCAAGUGUCACACCAUAUGUUACUCCAAGUGUUACUCCCAGCGUGACUCCAUCUGUUACACCAAGCGUCACACCAACACCAUCUGUAACACCAAGUGUUACUCCCAGCGUGACUCCAUCUGUUACACCAAGCGUCACACCAACGCCAUCUGUAACACCAAGUGUCACACCCUCAGUUACACCAAGUGUCACACCAUCGGUUACUCCAAGUGUCACACCAAGCGUCACACCAUCAGUUACACCAAGUGUCACACCCUCGGUUACUCCAAGUGUCACACCAUCUGUUACUCCAAGUGUUACUCCCAGCCUGACUCCUUCUGUUACACCAAGCGUCACACCAACACCAUCUGUAACACCAAGUGUUACUCCCAGCGUGACUCCAUCUGUUACACCAAGCGUCACACCAACGCCAUCUGUAACACCAAGUGUCACACCCUCAGUUACACCAAGUGUCACACCAUCGGUUACUCCAAGUGUCACACCAAGCGUCACACCCUCAGUUACACCAAGUGUCACACCAUCGGUUACUCCAAGUGUCACACCUAGCGUCACACCAUCAGUUACACCAAGUGUCACACCAUCUGUUACACCAAGCGUGACUCCAUCAGGCACACCAAGCGUAACUCCAACACCAUCUGUUACACCAAGCGUUACACCAACGCCAUCUGUGACACCAAGCGUCACACCAUCCGUUACACCAAGUGUCACACCAUCCGUUACACCAAGUGUCACUCCAUCUGUUACACCAAGCGUCACACCAUCUGUUACUCCAAGUGUCACACCAUCGGUUACCCCAAGUGUUACACCCAGCGUGACUCCAUCUGUCACACCCAGCGUUACACCAACACCAUCUGUUACACCAAGUGUUACUCCCAGCGUGACUCCAUCUGUUACACCAAGCGUCACACCAACACCAUCUGUAACACCAAGUGUCACGCCAUCUGUUACACCAAGCCUUACACCUAGCGUCACACCAUCUGUUACUCCAAGCGUCACACCAUCGGUUACCCCAAGUGUUACACCCAGCGUGACUCCAUCUGUCACACCCAGCGUUACACCAACACCAUCUGUUACACCAAGUGUUACUCCCAGCGUGACUCCAUCUGUUACACCAAGCGUCACACCAACGCCAUCUGUAACACCAAGUGUCACACCCUCAGUUACACCAAGUGUCACACCAUCGGUUACUCCAAGUGUCACACCAAGCGUCACACCAUCAGUUACACCAAGUGUCACACCCUCGGUUACUCCAAGUGUCACACCAUCUGUUACUCCAAGUGUUACUCCCAGCCUGACUCCAUCUGUUACACCAAGCGUCACACCAACACCAUCUGUAACACCAAGUGUUACUCCCAGCGUGACUCCAUCUGUUACACCAAGCGUCACACCAACGCCAUCUGUAACACCAAGUGUCACACCCUCAGUUACACCAAGUGUCACACCAUCGGUUACUCCAAGUGUCACACCAAGCGUCACACCCUCAGUUACACCAAGUGUCACACCAUCGGUUACUCCAAGUGUCACACCUAGCGUCACACCAUCAGUUACACCAAGUGUCACACCAUCUGUUACACCAAGCGUGACUCCAUCAGGCACACCAAGCGUAACUCCAACACCAUCUGUUACACCAAGCGUUACACCAACGCCAUCUGUGACACCAAGCGUCACACCAUCCGUUACACCAAGUGUCACACCAUCUGUUACUCCAAGUGUCACACCAUCGGUUACCCCAAGUGUUACACCCAGCGUGACUCCAUCUGUCACACCCAGCGUUACACCAACACCAUCUGUUACACCAAGUGUUACUCCCAGCGUGACUCCAUCUGUUACACCAAGCGUCACACCAACACCAUCUGUAACACCAAGUGUCACGCCAUCUGUUACACCAAGCCUUACACCUAGCGUCACACCAUCUGUUACUCCAAGCGUCACACCAUCGGUUACCCCAAGUGUUACACCCAGCGUGACUCCAUCUGUCACACCCAGCGUUACACCAACACCAUCUGUUACACCAAGUGUUACUCCCAGCGUGACUCCAUCUGUUACACCAAGCGUCACACCAACGCCAUCUGUAACACCAAGUGUCACACCCUCAGUUACACCAAGUGUCACACCAUCGGUUACUCCAAGUGUCACACCAAGCGUCACACCAUCAGUUACACCAAGUGUCACACCCUCGGUUACUCCAAGUGUCACACCAUCUGUUACUCCAAGUGUUACUCCCAGCCUGACUCCAUCUGUUACACCAAGCGUCACACCAACACCAUCUGUAACACCAAGUGUUACUCCCAGCGUGACUCCAUCUGUUACACCAAGCGUCACACCAACGCCAUCUGUAACACCAAGUGUCACACCCUCAGUUACACCAAGUGUCACACCAUCGGUUACUCCAAGUGUCACACCAAGCGUCACACCCUCAGUUACACCAAGUGUCACACCAUCGGUUACUCCAAGUGUCACACCUAGCGUCACACCAUCAGUUACACCAAGUGUCACACCAUCUGUUACACCAAGCGUGACUCCAUCAGGCACACCAAGCGUAACUCCAACACCAUCUGUUACACCAAGCGUUACACCAACGCCAUCUGUGACACCAAGCGUCACACCAUCCGUUACACCAAGUGUCACACCAUCCGUUACACCAAGUGUCACUCCAUCUGUUACACCAAGCGUCACACCAUCUGUUACUCCAAGUGUCACACCAUCGGUUACCCCAAGUGUUACACCCAGCGUGACUCCAUCUGUCACACCCAGCGUUACACCAACACCAUCUGUUACACCAAGUGUUACUCCCAGCGUGACUCCAUCUGUUACACCAAGCGUCACACCAACACCAUCUGUAACACCAAGUGUCACGCCAUCUGUUACACCAAGCCUUACACCUAGCGUCACACCAUCUGUUACUCCAAGCGUCACACCAUCGGUUACCCCAAGUGUUACACCCAGCGUGACUCCAUCUGUCACACCCAGCGUUACACCAACACCAUCUGUUACACCAAGUGUUACUCCCAGCGUGACUCCAUCUGUUACACCAAGCGUCACACCAACGCCAUCUGUAACACCAAGUGUCACACCCUCAGUUACACCAAGUGUCACACCAUCGGUUACUCCAAGUGUCACACCAAGCGUCACACCAUCAGUUACACCAAGUGUCACACCCUCGGUUACUCCAAGUGUCACACCAUCUGUUACUCCAAGUGUUACUCCCAGCCUGACUCCAUCUGUUACACCAAGCGUCACACCAACACCAUCUGUAACACCAAGUGUUACUCCCAGCGUGACUCCAUCUGUUACACCAAGCGUCACACCAACGCCAUCUGUAACACCAAGUGUCACACCCUCAGUUACACCAAGUGUCACACCAUCGGUUACUCCAAGUGUCACACCAAGCGUCACACCCUCAGUUACACCAAGUGUCACACCAUCGGUUACUCCAAGUGUCACACCUAGCGUCACACCAUCAGUUACACCAAGUGUCACACCAUCUGUUACACCAAGCGUGACUCCAUCAGGCACACCAAGCGUAACUCCAACACCAUCUGUUACACCAAGCGUUACACCAACGCCAUCUGUGACACCAAGCGUCACACCAUCCGUUACACCAAGUGUCACACCAUCCGUUACACCAAGUGUCACUCCAUCUGUUACACCAAGCGUCACACCAUCUGUUACUCCAAGUGUCACACCAUCGGUUACCCCAAGUGUUACACCCAGCGUGACUCCAUCUGUCACACCCAGCGUUACACCAACACCAUCUGUUACACCAAGUGUUACUCCCAGCGUGACUCCAUCUGUUACACCAAGCGUCACACCAACACCAUCUGUAACACCAAGUGUCACGCCAUCUGUUACACCAAGCCUUACACCUAGCGUCACACCAUCUGUUACUCCAAGCGUCACACCAUCGGUUACCCCAAGUGUUACACCCAGCGUGACUCCAUCUGUCACACCCAGCGUUACACCAACACCAUCUGUUACACCAAGUGUUACUCCCAGCGUGACUCCAUCUGUUACACCAAGCGUCACACCAACGCCAUCUGUAACACCAAGUGUCACACCCUCAGUUACACCAAGUGUCACACCAUCGGUUACUCCAAGUGUCACACCAAGCGUCACACCAUCAGUUACACCAAGUGUCACACCCUCAGUUACACCAAGUGUCACACCAUCGGUUACUCCAAGUGUCACUCCAAGCGUCACACCAUCAGUUACACCAAGUGUCACACCAUCGGUUACUCCAAGUGUCACUCCAUCUGUUACUCCAAGUGUUACUCCCAGCGUCACUCCAUCUGUUACACCAAGCGUUACACCAACACCAUCUAUAACACCAAGUGUUACUCCCAGCGUGACUCCAUCUGUGACACCAAGCGUCACACCAACGCCAUCUCUAACACCAAGUGUCACACCCUCAGUUACACCAAGUGUCACACCAUCGGUUACUCCAAGUGUCACUCCAAGCGUCACACCAUCAGUUACACCAAGUGUCACACCAUCGGUGACUCCAAGUGUUACACCAUCUGUUACUCCAAGUGUUACUCCCAGUGUGACUCCAUCUGUUACACCAAGCGUCACACCAACACCAUCUGUAACACCAAGUGUCACACCCUCAGUUACACCAAGUGUCACACCAAGCGCCACACCAACGCCAUCUCUAACACCAAGUGUCACACCCUCAGUUACACCAAGUGUCACACCAUCGGUUACUCCAAGUGUCACUCCAAGCGUCACACCAUCAGUUACACCAAGUGUCACACAAUCGGUUACUCCAAGUGUCACUCCAUCUGUUACUCCAAGUGUUACUCCCAGCGUGACUCCAUCUGUUACACCAAGCGUUACACCAACACCAUCUAUAACACCAAGUGUUACUCCCAGCGUGACUCCAUCUGUGACACCAAGCGUCACACCAACGCCAUCUGUAACACCAAGUGUCACACCCUCAGUUACACCAAGUGUCACACCAUCGGUUACUCCAAGUGUCACUCCAAGCGUCACACCAUCAGUUACACCAAGUGUCACACCAUCGGUGACUCCAAGUGUUACACCAUCUGUUACUCCAAGUGUUACUCCCAGUGUGACUCCAUCUGUUACACCAAGCGUCACACCAACACCAUCUGUAACACCAAGUGUCACACCCUCAGUUACACCAAGUGUCACACCAAGUGUCACACCAUCGGUUACACCAACACCAUCUGUUACACCAAGUGUUACUCCCAGCGUGACUCCAUCUGUUACACCAAGCGUCACACCAUCGGUUACUCCAAGUGUCACACCAUCGGUUACUCCAAGUGUUACUCCCAGCGUGACUCCAUCUGUUACACCAAGCGUCACACCAACACCAUCUGUGACACCAAGUGUCACACCCUCAGUUACACCAAGUGUCACACCUAGCGUCACACCAUCAGUUACACCAAGUGUCACACCAUCUGUUACACCAAGCGUGACUCCAUCAGGCACACCAAGCGUAACUCCAACACCAUCUGUUACACCAAGCGUUACACCAACGCCAUCUGUGACACCAAGCGUCACACCAUCAGUUACACCAAGUGUCACACCAUCUGUAACACCAAGUGUCACACCAUCAGUUACACCAAGUGUCACACCAUCUGUUACACCAAGCGUCACACCAUCUGUUACUCCAAGUGUCACACCAUCGGUUACCCCAAGUGUUACACCCAGCGUGACUCCAUCUGUCACACCCAGCGUUACACCAACACCGUCUGUUACACCAAGCGUCACACCAACACCAUCUGUAACACCAAGUGUCACACCCUCAGUUACACCAAGCGUCACACCAACACCAUCUGUAACACCAAGUGUUACACCAUCAGUUACACCAAGUGUCACACCAUCUGUUACUCCAAGUGUCACACCAUCGGUUACCCCAAGUGUCACACCAUCGGUUACUCCAAGUGUCACACCAAGCGUCACACCAUCAGUUACACCAAGUGUCACACCAUCGGUUACUCCAAGUGUUACACCAUCCGUUACACCAAGUGUUACUCCCAGCGUGACUCCAUCAGGCACACCAAGCGUAACUCCCACACCAUCAGUUACACCAAGCGUAACACCUAGCGUGACUCCAUCGGUUACUCCUAGUGCGACACCAAGCGUUACACCAACACCAUCGGUUACACCAAGUGUCACACCAUCAGUUACUCCAAGUGUCACACCAUCAGUUACACCAAGUGUCACACCAUCGGUUACUCCUAGUGUCACACCAUCAGUUACACCAAGUGUCACACCCAGCGUGACUCCAUCUGUUACACCCAGUGUUACACCAACACCCUCUGUUACGCCAAGUGUUACUCCCAGCGUGACUCCAUCUGCUACACCCAGCGUUACACCAACGCCAUCUGUAACACCAAGUGUCACACCAUCGAUUACACCAAGUGUCACACCAUCGGUUACCCCAAGUGUCACACCAUCAGUAACUGAAACUGCAACAACAACCAUUGCAACAGAAACAACACCAGUUACAACACCAAGUGUCACACCAACCCCAUCUGUUACUCCAAGUGUCACUCCCAGUGUAACGCCAUCAGUUACUCCAUCUGUCACACCAAGUGUCACACCAACACCAGCUGUCACACCAAGUGUCACACCAACACCAUCUGUCACACCAAGUGUUACACCAACACCAUCUGUUACACCAAGUGUUACCCCUUCGGUUACUCCAAGUGUUACACCAAGCGUUACUCCAUCAGUUACACCAAGUGUCACACCAAGCGUCACACCAACACCAGCUGUUACACCAAGUGUCACACCUUCUGUUACUCCAAGUGUCACACCAUCUGUAACACCAAGUGUCACACCAACACCAUCUGUUACACCAAGUGUCACACCUUCAGCUACCCCAAGCGUCACACCUAGUGCUGGUACUCCAAGUGUCACACCAAGCACAGAAACAAGCACAACAGAAACAACAGAAAAGCCAAAGGUUGUAACGACAACAAUACUCACCACAACGCCUGUCAUCACAACAACUGGACCAACGAUUUCAACCACAAUCACACCGACAACUCCUUCAACAGGAACACCAUGUGUAAAGACUACUCUGACCUAUGCCAACGUUGGCGAUGCUUUGACGGUCUCGCCAGUCGCAGCCGAAUACUCUCUGUUGAAUUCUGGUGGUACCUUAACCGAGCAGACUAGUACCGUGACCUACAGAAUCAAUGGGGAAAACGCACAAAUAUUCUCUAUCUCGCUCACAGUGAAGAACAUCGAGGAAUUCACAACUGAAAUUUGGUCAGGCGAGUCUUUGGUCACUUCCCAGUCAACGAACGUGCCAGUGACCACAACAACAACAUCUCACACAAUACAGUUGAAUGGAACCGUCGGAAGAUUUGUUAACCUGGUACUGACUCCGGUAACAGGACAGACUUUAUUACUUUCGGAUGUAUCCAUCGUAGCGUGCUAUACCCCAGUGACAACACCAACCGCUCCCACGACAGUAUCGCCAACCACACGGCCAACGACCCCCACCACUCGGAAGCCAACAACCACACCGUGUGCUGAAACGAUGAUAUCCGAGGGAAGCAAUAUGGAUGCCGUAGAUAUCGUUUAUCCAGCAUUGACCAAUCCACUGAAUGUAUUUAUCAGUAGUGGAAUAACAAUUACCGGAUCCACCCCUAAACUUGAGUUCGUCCUGCGUGACCAAGACAAAACCGCAGCCGUGUCCACUGUGUCUUUCGAAACUACCAACGUUUCUAAGGUCAAGAUCACUUUACUGGACAAGUUGGCCGCCGAAGUUAAGAGUGUUGAGAGCAACCCAGUGAAUGGUGCAGUUAGCGUGAAUCUUGAUGGAUCCGAAGGAGAGAGAAUUACGAUUGAGUUUACUAAAUCUUCCUCAACACAACCUGUAACAGUAUCGUCUCUGGGAAUCAUGGCUUGUAUCGAAAUAGUUUCAACCACUACCACCGUUACACUGCCAACCACCACUGUUAAACCAUGUGUAUUCAGCAAGGAGGACUUCGUCAAUAACUUUGGAUAUGAACCUGCUCACGUCAUCGGUUACGUCAACAAAGACAAUGACGAUUCUGUGAUUUCCGAAUCGGAGAAAAUUUACGUCGGAGACUCUCUUGACGACGGUGUCAUUGUUAUCAUCAACGGCUGUAGUAACUGUUCUUGCGUGGACGGUUACAUCAACUGCAUGAUCGGAACAUGUGAAGAAUGUACUUACUCGACCUGGAGUGAAUGGUCGGGUUGCUCCAAACCGUGCGGUGUCGGUCGCAGGGAGAGGACAAGAACUGUCAACACAACCCUGAGUCCAGAUCUGUGUAAAGAAACAUUACAUGAAUCUGAGGAAUGUAACGUUGAUCCAUGUCCAACCACCACCCCAGUGUGCGAGGCUUGGUCUCAGUGGUCUGAAUGUAAUGCUGUUAACUGUACACCCGGAACAAAGACAAGGACCAGAGACUGUGCCGGAAAUGUCGACAGUGAAAACGAGGCAUGUUUUGUUUCCACAGACUGCGGCCCAGUAAACUGCACGGAUAAUGAGAUUUACAACAACUGUUCCGAACCUGUCCAACACUGCCCAUCUACAUGUAAAGACUUAAGGAAUCCUGACAGCUGUGUGGAAACUGACGACUGCGAACCAGCUUGUUACUGUCGUCCAGGAUACGUUAGGGACGAAAACGGCAAUUGUAUUAAGGAGGUUGAAUGUCCCUGUUACCAUAACAACGAACCGGUACCGGAAGGACACGUCAUCGUAGUAUCGGAUUGCGAGACAUGUAAAUGCGAGAACAGGUCAAUGUCGUGUUCUGUAAAUACAUCAUGUUGUGAGUACACUGAAUGGCAGACGUGGUCAGAAUGCAGCACCACAUGUGGUACAGGACUCCAGAGCCGAUACAGAUACGUGAAGAAGGGUGAUGGAGACAAAUGUCCUAAUCUGCACGAAACCAGACAGUGCGAGAACACGUCCACUGAGUGUGUACAAUGUAUCUACCAGGGUCAAACUUACGCCACGGGCGACGUUGUAUCCACAGCAAACUGCAAGAUAUGUUACUGCUACAGUAUCGGCAGCGUCAUGUGCAAAGAUGAUCCAACGCAGGACGUAAAUGGAACUUGGUCAACAUGGCAAUCAUGGAGCACAUGUAGUUCCACGUGCACAGGUGGUCACCGGAAGAGAGUUAGAAUAUGUAACAACCCAACACCGACCUGCAACGGAUACCCAUGUUCCGGCUCAAACGAGGAAACGGAACAAUGCAAUGAAGACAAAUCUUGUUGUGUCACUACACCAUGGAGCACGUGGUCAGACUGUACUAAGACCUGCGAUGGGCCCGGACAGCAGUUCAGGAACCGUCAAUAUGUCAAUGUAGACAACCCCAACUGUAAUGAAACGCUAACAGAAAGUCAACCGUGUGGAGAGGAACCGUGCAACAAGGAAUGCGUGAUUUCCGAAUGGACGAGCUGGACAGAAUGUGUGGUGCCAUGUGGACAGGGUAAAGUCACACGAGAACGAGAAAUCAUUGUCAAUGCAACUGACUGCCCCGAUAAUCUGUAUGAAGAGAAGGACUGUGACAACGGAAACUGCACAUGUCCCGACGGACAGAUCUGGUCCAACUAUUCGCUCUGCCAAAGAACGUGUGUAACACGAGACCAGAACAUUGAUGACGAGUGUAAUAAGAUCGUCCCCGGAUGUAAAUGUCCUGAAGGUUAUUUCAUGGAAUACAAUAAAUGUGUCAACAUUACCGACUGUCAGAAGUGUGUUAUCAACGGAACCGAAUACCAGCCCUCUGAUCCAAUACCAUCACCAGACCCGUGCAAGUACUGUGAGUGUGUUGAUGGCGAGAUGGUGUGUAGCCGGCGUUGUGAGAUACCAGUCUGCAAAGAGGGUGAAGAACUUUCCUAUGAAGGCAUAACCGAUCAGUGUUGCCCGGUCUGUAGACCAAAACCUACUACAUGCGAGCUUCACACAGAUAAACGAGUUAUUAACGAUUCCAUCACUGGAUGCGUGUCAGUUGGAGAGGUAGAAUACACUUACUGCUCUGGUUCCUGUGGUGAUUCCAACUACAUGCCACUCAUAGUCCCAAGCGGUUCCACAGAAGACGGCUUCUCCAAGACCUGCAAAUGUUGUACUGGAGAAUCUUCCUCCGAAAAAGUGAUCAAUGUGAGGUGUGGUCCUCUACAGACGCUACAACAAGCCAGGAUAAAGAUUAUUGACAGCUGUUCUUGUGAUAUAUGUAGCACGACGGUGAGUGAAGAGAAUCGAGCUAACGCCGCGCCGGGACAGUAACACCACAACUACUAUGAGGACUGUGAAUACUAACGUUAGCCAAUGAAAACUAAAUAAAGGCUGUGAUUAGUAACAUUAACCAAUGACUUACUCGCAGAGACCAUUUAUUUUUAUGUUGAAAUGAAUUUACAUAUCACGUGUUUAUUUGUUCAUUAUUGAAACAUCUAUUAAAAGAAUGCAAUUAUA
Molecule: messenger RNA, 23595 nt
Organism: Ostrea edulis (European flat oyster)
Lineage: Eukaryota; Metazoa; Mollusca; Bivalvia; Ostreida; Ostreidae
Product: mucin-17-like
Exons: 53
Coding region: 1-23409 (7802 amino acids)
Molecular function (GO): protein binding
Source: RefSeq, a predicted model, not a curated record